UCGAGAAAUACUGAACAAAACGACAAGAAAAGCAAGAAAAUGAUUGGUAUACUAUGUAUAGUGAGAGAGUUUGUAGACUUAGUAGGUCUGUGUCCGUUUGGUCCUUCGGUUAGACCAUGUAGUGAGCCAGAGAGGUCACCCCAGGUUCAAGGUUUGUGUUGUGAUGUUCCUUCCCCUGUGGUAGAGUCUCCUGAGCUACCAAGGGCUGCUGACCCGGAGCAGUGUUUGGUGGAAGCACCCCGUGUUGCAUUGUUUUCAGCAAUGCCAUUUGAGGUAGAAGUCAUUUCUACUUUGGAUGACACUGUUGAAAACGAUACAGCGGUGUUUGAGGAGGAAGAGGAACAUGAGUUGGUUUUCGACACAGAUGAUGCUGACCUUUUCUCAACCUGGGAUCAGGAGCAGCAGCAGGCUGAUGAGUGGUGGGAGGAUCUGGAAAGAAGGGUUAUUGAUGUUUCAGAGGAGGUCGCGGCCCUAUCCGAGGAUUAUAGUGAGGUAAAACAAAGGUUGGAGAGUGAUGAUGAGACUCUGCAGAUGUUUGGCGCAAACUUGGAAAGUGAGGGUCGAAAUCUGCAGAUGCAGUAUGUAAUCUCCAGGGUUUUACCUUGCUGUGGUCCUUUGGAUUUAGAAGAAUGUGUAAGUGAUGUGGAAGAGCUGUCUCUAGAGGAUGACGAGGUCUUUACUGAUGAGCAGGAUAGAGUUGUGAUUUGGGAUGAGGAGGGCAGAGCAGCUAUGAGGAGAGUUUGGUUCAGGAGGCAUUUCAUGAAGAGUCAUUGUCUGAAUGGUUUUUGGAGGACCUUUAGAGGGUACAGUUUGAGGUGUCGGAUGUUUCAGCUUAGUAUUGUGUGUCGUUGAGAAGAGUAGGUUCACAUUUGUAUUUUUGUUAGUUUUGUCCCUUAUGACCAGUUGCCCCCAGAUUACUUGACAAGUAAUGAAUGACUGAUGGUAUUGAUUGAUCGGUUGGUUGAUGUUUUAGUGAUGAUUGUAUCUUGAACACUUCAUUGAAGGUUUGGUCUUUUAAUAGGUCAUAACAGGUUUAGGAAUUCUCUGGCAAAAAUGAAAACUAUAAAUAGAUAGAAGUAAACCUGCCCUUAGUCUU
Mytilus trossulus (common blue mussel) is the source of this 1096-nucleotide messenger RNA. RefSeq lists its product as uncharacterized. Lineage: Eukaryota; Metazoa; Mollusca; Bivalvia; Mytilida; Mytilidae. The coding region runs from base 40 to 852 and encodes 270 amino acids. The record is from RefSeq and is a predicted model, not a curated record. The transcript has 2 exons.